AUGAUGAAGAUCUUCUUCGCCGUUUUCAUAACUAUUCUCCUACCGAUGAUGAGUGAUGCUCGUUGUAGCUAUGGUUGCUCCUGUUCUGAUGAUAGUCCAUGUGAAAAUUACUGUGAAAAUAAUAUAUGUCAAAAUGCAAUUCCGCUAGGGCAAAAGUGCUCAAGCUAUUAUUUUCAUCCUCGACAAUGUGGAAUUGUUUCAUAUUGCGAUCCCGAUUCAGACUAUACUUGUCAAUUACAAAAGAAUUAUGGUGCGUCUUGUACAUAUGAUUAUUCAUGUUUGUCUGGCAAUUGUGAUUACGCAUCAAAGACAUGUCAAUCUAAAUCAUUCAAUUUUUUAUAUCCAAUUGUUAUACCAGCUGUAGCAGUCUUCUUUAUUAUCAUAAUCAUUAUUAUUUCGGUUAGUAUACGUCGACAAAGAAUGCGGGCAUUAGCACUUUAUCGAGCUCCCUAUGUGGUUCUACCAGCAGGUACUCCAUAUUCGUAUCAAAAUCCUUAUAUGGUUGCAGAAGUUCCACCACCAGCUUAUCCAGGUGCUACACCAGCACCAAAACCGUAUCAAAGUGCAUAA
Molecule: messenger RNA, 570 nt
Organism: Adineta ricciae
Lineage: Eukaryota; Metazoa; Rotifera; Eurotatoria; Adinetida; Adinetidae
Source: the annotation of a GenBank genome assembly